Messenger RNA from Drosophila pseudoobscura, 2062 nucleotides. It is a transcript of the gene nrv1, whose product is annotated as nervana 1. Lineage: Eukaryota; Metazoa; Arthropoda; Insecta; Diptera; Drosophilidae. The record is from RefSeq and is a predicted model, not a curated record. The transcript has 4 exons. The coding region runs from base 468 to 1397 and encodes 309 amino acids. Gene Ontology annotation, molecular function: ATPase activator activity. Gene Ontology annotation, biological process: sodium ion export across plasma membrane; potassium ion import across plasma membrane; intracellular potassium ion homeostasis. Gene Ontology annotation, cellular component: sodium:potassium-exchanging ATPase complex.
CCCAAUAACUUCUCUGCUGUGUUCGGUCGCUCCUUCGUGUUUGUGUGUUUUUGUGCUAAGGUUUUUCCUUGUCAGUUUUACAAGUUUCGAAAAGUCAACCCGAAUAUAAUUGCAUAAUUAAGGAAUUUUUCAAAUAUAUCACAGAGUGCUGCGUGUGCGAAAAAACGUCCAACGCAGAACAUACAAAAAUAUAUAAAUUAUUGCCAGAAGAACAGACUGCUGAAUCAUCCGUAAUAUCUGUGUACAUAUAUACACCGCACAUCAGAAACGAAAAGUAUAUUAAAAUCAGUUUUCGUAGCGUAGCCUUCACGAACCCCACGCCGUCCACGUCAUCAACAAAAAAGAAAUAAAAAUUCACAUUUUUUAAGCAAUUUUAAGAGGGAAAGAAAUUAUAAACUAUAAACGAACGAGUACUAACUGUAAACAACUAACAGGAAAGAGGAGAGACGAAAAGAGAACGCCCGAAGAUGUCGAAAAAUAACGGAAAGUCCGAAAAAGCCGAAUAUGAAUUCUAUCAGCCCGCAAAGAAGCAGACGUUCAGACAAAUGGUCUACGAUUCCCAGGAGGGAACCUACUUCGGGCGAACCAUCAAAAGUUGGGGACAACUGAUGCUGUUCUAUGGCAUCUUCUACAUCGUUUUGGCCACCUUGUUCUCCAUCUGCAUGCAGGGUCUGUUGUCUACGAUCAGCAGCAAAGAGCCCAAGUGGCAGCUGAAGGACUCCCUGAUAGGCACCAAUCCCGGCCUGGGCUUCCGUCCGUUGAGCGAACAAACCGAGCGCGGAUCGGUCAUCGAGUUCGAUGGCAAGAAGCCAGCCGAAAGUGACUACUGGAUUGAGUUGAUUGAUGAAUUCUUGAUAGACUACAAUCACACCGAGGGUCGGGAGAUGAAGCAUUGCGGCUUUGGACAGACCCACAAUCCCAUCGACGUUUGCGUAGUGAAUACGGAACUGUUUGGCGCCUGCUCGAAGGCCAACAACUAUGGCUACAAGUCCAACGAGCCCUGCAUAUUCCUCAAGCUGAACAAGAUCUUUGGCUGGGUGCCCGAAGUGUACGAGGCUCCCGAGAAGGGCAUGCCCGAGGAUCUGACCAGGCUCAUUACCAACACGAGUCAAGAGGAGCGGAAACAAAUCUGGGUCAGCUGCAAUGGACAUCUGGGCAAGGACAAGGAGAACUUCCAGAACAUCAGCUACUAUCCCAGCCAGGGAUUCCCCAGCUUCUACUAUCCCUACCUCAAUCAGCCGGGCUAUCUGAGUCCCCUGGUCGCCGUGCAGUUCCACUCGCCGCCCAAGGGCCAGAUGCUGGACGUGGAGUGCCGUGCCUGGGCCAAGAACGUCAUCUACAGCGGCAGUGCCCGCGAUCGCAUGGGUUCGGUGACCUUCCAGAUUGUCGUGGAGUAAGCGCCGGUCCGAUCGUCUGAAACUGUCGCCAACUUGUGAUCGCAACCACAAACACUAGCCAUAUGCAUGGGGCGAGGAUAUGGCAUUCGCAUCUACCACCAUUCAACCACCUACCAUUCUACCUAACUACAAGAGAUACACACAGAAACACACACCCACACAGAAGAUAGAAGAUACAUACAUAUAUAGAAGAUAUGCAUAUGGAGAGAAGAGAGAGUAUUGUAUAUAUUUAUAUGAAGAAAAGAAAGAGUAAUCCGAGCGUCAAUUCAAAACAGAAAUUGUGGCUCACCGGCACUCGGCCCAAAACGAAUGGGAACGGAAAUAGAUGUGGAAAUGCAUAAAUGAAAAUCUUUAAAUGAAAAGUUCAAAUCGUACACACACGCAAUUGUUGUUAUAGCUUGUCGGCUUGUCUACUGCUAUAGUGUUAUUAUUAUUAAUAUUUAUCUAUUAUUUUUAUUAUGAAUUCUUGUAAUUACGAUCAUUACCUUCUGUCAGUUGUAUUUAGUUUGUAUUUAUAAAUGUUAUACCAUGCCCAAGAACUACUCGAUUCUCGUUUGUUUUCUCCUCCUCCUCCACCCCCACCUCUUUGCCCGUUGCUCCACCGCCCCACCCCGUUGAAUUCUGUACAAAGAAGUAACUAAAUAAAUUGUAAUUGUUAAAUCUUA